AGUGCGCAGCCCCUGAAUUGGGACACAGCUAAAGAAUCAGCGAUCAGUGGAGAAUGAAGAGAAACACUUUCAAGAAGGAUUUUUGAGACAUUUGUUUCUGAACAGACAGCAGAUCGUUGUGAUUAAAACCGUCGUUCAGAAAGUGAAAGUAAAGUUUAUAUUGCUGGAGCUCAAACAGUGAAAAUGGCUUCACUAAAUGUUUCUGCUGAAGAUCUUUCUUGUCCCGUGUGCUGUGAAAUCUUCCAGACUCCUGUUCUUUUAUCAUGUAGUCACAGUGUCUGUAAAGAGUGUCUUCAACAGUUCUGGAGAACCAAGAAAACUCAGGAGUGUCCUGUCUGCAGGAGAAGAUCCUCAAGAGAACAACCUCCUCUUAAUCUUGUGUUAAAAAACUUAUGUGAGUUGGUCCUGACAGAGAGAAUGUCUGAGGAGAUCUGCAGUUUACACAGUGAGAAACUCAAACUCUUCUGUCUGGAGGACAAACAGCCUGUGUGUUUAGUGUGUAUUAAUUCACAAAAACACGUCAGUCACACAUUCAGACACAUCAGUGAAGUGGUUUCAUCAUAUAAGUUCCAGGAGGAGCUCAAUACAGCACUGAAGUCCUUACAGAAGAAACUUCAACACAAUGAAAAAAUGAAAAGAGAGUUUGAGAAAACAGUUCAACACAUCAAGUCUCAAGCUGAGCACACAGAGCGUCAGAUUAAACAGCAGUUUGAGAAGCUUCAUCAGUUUCUCAGAGAUGAAGAAGAAGCUACAAUCACUGCACUGAGGGAGGAAGAGGAGCAGAAGAAGCAGAUGAUGAAGGAGAAGCUGGAGGAGAUGAACAGACACAUCUCAGCUCUUUCACACACAAUCAAAGACACGGAGAAGAUGAUGAAAGCCAAUGACGUCUGCUUUCUGAAGGAGUUUCCAGUCUCAAAGGAAAGAGUCCAGAGCUCACAGCCGGAUCCACAGAUGGCUUCUGGAGCUUUGAUUCAUGUGCCGCGUUACUUGGGCAACCUGCCGUUCAGAGUCUGGAAGAAGAUGCAGGACAUCGUCCAAAACACUCCUGUGAUUCUGGAUCCAAACACUGUGAGUCCACGUCUCGUCCUGUCUGAUGAUCUGACCAGUGUGAGAGACAGCUGGAACAAACAACCUCUUCCUGAUAAUCCAGAGAGAUUUGACUGGUAUGAGUGUGUUCUGGGUUCAGAGGGGUUUAACUCAGGAACACACUGCUGGGAUGUGGAGGUUAAAGAGAGUUCAGACUGGACUCUUGGAGUAACUACAGCAUCAAACCAGAGGAAGGGAGGGGGUUUCUUCAACACUGAUGUCUGGUGUGUGUCGAACGGAUGUACUGCAGGUUCUAGUUUUCGUGUCAAUCAGGAUCUUGAUCGUGUGAGAGUGAAUCUGGACUAUGACAGAGGAAGGGUGUCAUUCUCUGAUCCUGUAACUAACACACAUCUACACACAUUCACAACCACCUUCACUCACACACUCUUUCCAUUCUUCUGGUGUCAUGAUGGAUCUCUGAGGAUCUUAGCGGUCAAUAGUCAGUAAUCGUUACUCCUGCAGGUCUGGAUCUUCCUGCUUUCAUCAUGUUUCCAAUAUUUAAUCCAGAUCACAUGAGUAAGAGUGCUGUUGAUCUGAAUAUCAGUACGGUGGCUGUGAUUGGCCCGUGAUGGUCACAUGACUGAUAUCAGCACUACAGCAACACUCACACUCUCAUAUUUCAUAUCAGCAGAUCAAUAAACAACAAGUUUAUUUAAUUAGAGUUUAGAAGAAGUUUAAAAAGCACUUUACACAAUAAGAACAAUUUUUUUAGAUCAUUGUAGGAUAAUGACCUGAUUAUUUUCAGUGAAGUUCGUCAAUUUGCUAAUUUUCACAUAAUUAUAUAUAUUUUUUCUAGAAACUGAACCUAAUUCUACAGUUUCAGUGAAUUUGUAAAUGAAUAAUAGUUUAUUUCAGUUUAAAUGAUCAUGUGUUCACUAAAAUACAUGUAAAUGAUGAACUCUUAGAAACUCUUGAUUAGCAGCAUUUAUGGAUCUAAUUUUAAAAAACAAAAAGUCAAAGUUUCUGUGAUUCACUGACAAAGACUGAGUUUCAGAACAGAAUUUGAUGAUCUCUAGUUUUAAAAGUUUUGAUCUACAGCAUCAUUCAGACACACAGACAUUGAGAAUCUCAACAAUGACGAUCAAAAGCUUCAUGCCGCAGUGCAUGCUGGGAGUUUUGUAUGCUGGCACCCAGCAUGCAUUGCAGCAUUAAGUUUUUGAUUGUCACCAUUUCUGAUGUGUGAAUGAUGCAGAACCUCUGAAUGUGUUAUGUGAUGAUGAAUCAUCGUGAUCGUCUGAUUGGCUGAUCUCAUUCUGUCUAUAAAUCACAGAGUCUUUCUUUGGUGUCAAAUCGUUCCUAUCAGAUCACAUCUAACAAUCAUUACAGGCAGUAAGUUAGUUUCACGUCAUAUACUUACUGCUUACAACAUUGUGUGGAGCUGCUUGACAUUCUUCUUUAGGCAGAUGUUUAUUAAGAUUAAAAGUGGUUUAUUUUGUUUAAAAUCUUAUGAAUGUAUGAGGUGGUGAGAGGGUCUUUUACCCCACAGACACUAAACCAGCAUGAGGAAAAAGACACACAGUACUGAUACAAACACUUUAGCUAAAAUAAUGUUUUUAAUAAUGUCUAAUUUAAUACUUGUUUAAAACAGUCACUUUAGCAAAGUUUGUACUAUUUUCUGUGUUUAUUUUGAUAAAUAAAAUAAUUCAUUGUUGUUCAAUAAAUAUACUGUUAUAAAAAUAUGUUCAUUUUAAAAAUACAGAAACAAAAUUAUUUUAAAAACGUAAAGAUUCUGAAAGCAUUGAAGAAGAUCACAUAAUAAUUGAACCUCUGGUGCUCCUUAUUUGUGAAUCACACUCAUUGUCCUCACGGUCAAAAGUGACCGGACACCUGUAACGUAACCUUAUUUUUUCAGUAAAAUCAGUCUAAUUCAUUUUUGUUUAAUAAUAUUUUUUCUUUUUGCAUUUUGAGAGGGUUUUGUGGUAAUAAUUAAUAUUUAUGCAGUAAUUAAUAUCCAUUUUCCCCAUAGAAAAUGUAUAUAUAUUUUCCAAUUUAUGCAGUAUUUCAGGUUAAAGGACUUUAACCAGUCUAGGCCUUUAAAAUCAGGCAGAUUAGCGCCAUCUGUUGAGAGUGUAGAAAGAAAACAUGUAAUAUCAUGGUGUGACCACUAGUUGCCUGUAUAGCUCUCUAAAGCAGCCUAGUUGUUUUUAGACAUAAUUACAUAUUUUUAUUAAGUGGAAGAUUUGAAUAUAUAUAAGUAUACUUUUUGUCAAGUUUUAGAUAUUUUUUUUUGUUAGAAAUAGUGAUUUGAAGUGUUUGUUGAUUAGUUGAUUCCAGUCAAACCUGAACAUUGUGUUAGAAAGAGAACAUGAAGCAUUUUGUUGCCAUUUUUUUUUAUUCAGAAUUUAAUAAUAAUAAUAAUAAAAAUGCAAUUCAUUCAGUCAUAACGCUUUAUGUAAACAUUUUUCAAUGAACAUGACUAUUUUUUGUAAAAUGUCAGUGAACAGUAACAAAGGGAAGGAACCGUAAUCAAAAAGGAAACAGAAAAAAAGAAUGUAAAGUCUCUUGCAAACUGGAUUUUUUUUUUUUUUUUUUUACUACUUAUGCUCGUCACAGAGCUCCUGCAGAAACAACAACAAAAAUAAUAAAAUAGAUAAAUAAGAAUGAUUGGAACGGUGUGAAGAAACAAGCCUGAGCUUCCAAGUGCCCUGACAAACCCAAGCUUCUCAUCGCUGUUCGUUGCAGAUCCACGUUAUUAUACACGCUGCACAAAUGAAGUAAAAGUUACUAAAUACUUAACAAAAAACUAUACUUCAGUGACAGUGACAGUGGCGUUUUUAUUUUACAGUCUGAUAACUGAUUUCCACAUACAUGCUGUUUGCUUUUCUCACUACAGUAAUUUACAGGUAUAUGUCGAACCCACCUCAUUCGUUGUGUGUCCGUUAAAUCUGAACCCGCGUCAAAGAGUAUAGAACCCAAGAGGCGAAACUCUGAUACUUUUUGUGUAACAGCCACUAGAUGGCGCUCCGGUAGCGCGGCCGCCAUUAUGGGGUGAAAAUACUAACUGGACCAUAGAAUCCUUCACAUCUUACGCACCCAAAAUCAGCGAAUUUAACUGCCAAAUUAUAUAUUGUUAUAUAUGUUUUAUUUUACCAGUUGUGGAAUCCAACCAUUCAACCAUCUGAGGUAACAUAGUUAGCCUACUUUAUUGAGUAUUUCCAUUUUAUGCAACUUUACACAUUUAUUAAUGGUAAAUUAGCCUAAUAAUUAAUACAUUUAAGAUCAUCAUGUUUGCAGCGAACAAUAUAUUUCAGACCUAGUGGAGUAAUAAUAAUAAUAGUAUCACUCCACUAGGUCUGAAUUGAAAUAGGCUACAUUGUACGUUUUAAUGGAUCACGCUACAAACAUAAUGAUCUUAUAAUACAUGAUGCAUUGCUGUGUCCGUUAUCCCAUAAUUCCCACAUUUGGACACUUUUGCUUUAACGGACAUUAGACAACACUGCAAAAUCAAGCUGUUAUAUUCAUAUAUUUAUUGUCCAACAUUCCCAAUUUUUCUGAUGCAUGUCCUUAAUUUAAUUUCAUAUGUUGGUAAUAAUUCAGUGUUUAUAAGCCUUUUAAAGAAUUUUAACCCAAACUGACUGGGUUUCUAGAGAGCAAAGGUUUUGUGAAAAAAGUGGACUUAAACACAAAGUGUGUAAAAUAAACUGUUAAAAGGAUUUGAUGAUCAGUAGUGAUAGUAUUUUAUUCUGUGUUGUCAUCAUUCAGGUUGGAUUUCAGCUUUAAUGUACGUUU
Ctenopharyngodon idella (grass carp) is the source of this 4815-nucleotide messenger RNA. RefSeq names its product nuclear factor 7, brain-like. Gene Ontology annotation, molecular function: protein binding; zinc ion binding. NCBI's taxonomy places the organism in Eukaryota, Metazoa, Chordata, Actinopteri, Cypriniformes, Xenocyprididae. The transcript has 6 exons. The record is from RefSeq and is a predicted model, not a curated record. Bases 184 to 1533 code for a protein of 449 amino acids.